Molecule: messenger RNA, 2858 nt
Organism: Neogale vison (American mink)
Lineage: Eukaryota; Metazoa; Chordata; Mammalia; Carnivora; Mustelidae
Product: 1,25-dihydroxyvitamin D(3) 24-hydroxylase, mitochondrial
Exons: 12
Coding region: 422-1966 (514 amino acids)
Biological process (GO): cellular response to peptide hormone stimulus; glucocorticoid biosynthetic process; C21-steroid hormone biosynthetic process
Cellular component (GO): mitochondrial inner membrane
Molecular function (GO): iron ion binding; heme binding; oxidoreductase activity, acting on paired donors, with incorporation or reduction of molecular oxygen
Source: RefSeq, a predicted model, not a curated record
UGGAGCGUGGAGAGGGAUCGGAGGAAACCGCCGCGCCGAGCAGCAUCUCUCCACGCUCCCUGACACCUCCUCUUCGCCGCCCCAGACCUGGACGUCGGCCUCGCAGAUCCACAGGCGGACCCACAUCCCUUCCCAUCCUCUUCAAGAGACACCAACCCCCAGAGGCACCCCUCCAGCCCUUGGGGCCAACGCUCGGCCGCCACCCGCGCCCUAAGGCUGCCGCACGCGGCAGCACCAAGCAUCCUUGCCCAAGGUCCUUUCUUCUCCCUGCUCCUCUGCCGCGCCCUCCAUCGCACCUGCGGGACCUUUUUGCCACUGUCACCCAGAAUCGCCAAAGCCCCAGAUCUCGCCGGCCCCUCUUUAGCCAAGUCGCGUUUCCCGGUCCCCGCGCACUUCCAAGAGCCCGGUGUCCCCCGUUGCCAUGAGCUCCCCCAUCGGCAAGAGCCGCUCCCUUGUCGCCUUCCUCCAGCAGCUGCGCCACCUGGGGCAGCCACCCAGACCCGUGACGUCCGCGGCGUGCGCACCCCCUGGGCCGCGGGAGGUGCCCCUCUGCCCGCUGAUGGAACCCGGCGAGGCGCAGGACGCGGCCGCCCUGCCGGGCCCCACCAACUGGCCGCUGCUGGGCAGCCUGCCGGAGAUUCUCUGGAAGGGGGGCCUCAAGAAACAGCACGACACUCUGGCGGAGUACCAUAAGAAGUACGGCAAGAUCUUCCGCAUGAAGUUGGGUUCCUUCGACUCGGUGCACCUGGGCUCGCCGUGCCUGCUGGAAGCGCUGUACCGCACGGAGAGCGCGUACCCGCAGCGGCUGGAGAUCAAGCCCUGGAAGGCCUAUCGCGACUAUCGCAAGGAGGGCUACGGGCUGCUGAUCCUGGAAGGAGAAGACUGGCAGAGGGUCCGGAGUGCUUUUCAGAAAAAACUCAUGAAACCAGUAGAAAUUAUGAAGCUGGACAACAAAAUCAAUGAGGUGUUGGCUGAUUUUAUGGGUAGAAUAGAUGAGCUCUGUGAUGAGAGGGGCCACAUUGAAGACUUAUACAGCGAAUUGAACAAAUGGUCAUUUGAAAGCAUCUGCCUUGUGCUCUAUGAGAAGAGGUUUGGGCUCCUCCAAAAGGAUACAGGAGAUGAAGCUUUGAACUUCAUCAUGGCCAUCAAAACAAUGAUGAGCACGUUUGGAAGGAUGAUGGUGACCCCAGUUGAGCUGCACAAGAGCCUCAAUACCAAGGUGUGGCAGGCCCACACGCUGGCCUGGGACACCAUUUUCAAAUCAGUCAAAUCUUGUGUCGACAAUCGCUUAGAGAAACAUUCUGAGCAGCCCAGCACAGAUUUCCUCUGUGAUAUUUAUCACCAUAAUGAGCUGUCCAAGAAAGAAUUGUAUGCAGCAGUCACAGAGCUCCAGCUGGCCGCCGUAGAAACGACAGCGAACAGCUUAAUGUGGAUUCUCUACAAUUUAUCCCGUAACCCCCAUGUGCAGCAAAAGCUUCUUAAGGAAAUUCGGAGUGUAUUGCCUGAAAAUCAGAUGCCACGGGCAGAGGAUUUGAGGAAUAUGCCGUAUUUAAAAGCCUGUUUGAAAGAAUCUAUGAGACUUACCCCAAGUGUGCCGUUCACAACUCGGACGCUUGACAAGGCAACGGUUCUGGGUGAAUACACUUUACCCAAAGGAACAGUGUUGAUGCUAAAUACCCAGGUGUUAGGAUCCAAUGAAGAAAAUUUUAAAGAUUCAAGCCAGUUUAGGCCAGAACGUUGGCUUCAGGAGAAGAAAAAGAUUCAUCCUUUUGCGCAUCUCCCAUUUGGUGUUGGGAAAAGAAUGUGCAUCGGUCGGCGACUAGCUGAGCUCCAGCUCCACUUGGCUCUCUGCUGGAUCGUCCGCAGAUAUGACAUCGUGGCCACGGACAGCGAGCCGGUGCAGAUGCUACAUCUUGGCAUCCUGGUGCCCAGCCGGGAGCUCCCCAUCGCCUUCCACCAGCGCUAAGAGCCUCAGAUUUUUUUUUUUUUAACCAUGACCAAGAACAGCAAUGUUUACCCUCCCACAAGAAUGGUGCUUAUGACUUCUACAUUCCUGGAAAGCUAACUUCAAUCACCAGAGCAUCAGACAGCACAUAAAGAACAGUUAGGCCCUGGUGUUUAUACUCUUUCUUCAGUACAAUUGUUCUAGAAGCUGCACCGUCUGACUGUCUGUAAAGAUGAUGGUAUUUAAUAAGAUUGUAUCUGACUCAGGAAACCAGAUUGUUGGGACACAAGGCACUCCAAGGAGUAUACUGCCGGCUUCCUUGAACCGAUGUCAGCACCGUCUUGGCUUACGUAAAAUUACCCCUAAUACCGCUUUCUCUUGCACCUUCCGUGACGUGACAAGGAGGCCAGGCAUUUUCCAGUUAGUCUGGCAAAGUCACUAAAUGUUUCUGUUCCUUCCCUACCCAAUUCACUGCUUGGUUCUUUACUUCUCAAAAGUGAGUUUACAUUUCACAAUGAAAGACCUAACGUAGGCUAGCUAAAUUGUCUGAGGCUUGCGGUAAUACUGGCAAUCCGUUGAUUGUAACUCUGCUUAAUGUAAUAUUUGGGGAAACACUUAUAAACAAGUAAGCACUUAUAAACAACGUAAGCAAAGCUAUAUGUUAAAGUAAUCUGGUCUCUGUGAAACCGUGUUUUUCCCGCUUUGAAAUUGCAGCAGUAUUGGGAAAUCAGAGAAUAACUCUAUUUUAAGAAAUACUUUGACACAGUCAGAACCUCUUAUCUAAGAAGACCUUAAUGAUUCACCAUGGCAUCAUUUUUUCAAAGGAUUCUGAAAUUCUUUAUUUAGCUAAUGGAUUUCCCUCUAGCGUUAAGAAGUAGAUCCACAGUUUUUAAAUUGUGUAUGUGUGUGUGUG